Candidozyma duobushaemuli is the source of this 411-nucleotide messenger RNA. RefSeq lists its product as uncharacterized. The transcript has a single exon. The record is from RefSeq and is a predicted model, not a curated record. NCBI's taxonomy places the organism in Eukaryota, Fungi, Ascomycota, Pichiomycetes, Serinales, Metschnikowiaceae. The coding region runs from base 1 to 411 and encodes 136 amino acids.
AUGAGAUUCCUGUUGCAAUAUUCCUUCCUUUUCCUUGCCGUUCAGGCAGCCAACGUGCAAAAGAUUAUAGUUGAAGAGGCUUUCAAUAAAGCCGUUGCCCAAUAUAAGGAGGCUUCUGCCGCUUUGGAAAAACAACUUCCUGCUUGUUUGGAAAAACAUGAAGUUGACGCCGACUCCAAGUUCACCUUGAAUGGACAUAUCGUUGUCUUGAAGACUCCUCAUACACCUGAAAACGAAGACAAAAUCUCCGGUUUCCAGAACUGUGUUUUUGAAAUUUCUCAAGAUACUCUUGUCGCUGGUUCGUACGAAGCAGUCGAAUCAAGCGUUGUUUUGGAAGACACCACAGAAGGCUGGAACCAGGCUGCAAUGACUAACUUGAGAUAUGAUGUCAUUCCUGCUUUGAUCGGUUAA